AUGGGUUCGCAGACGGACAACUCCAGCGAUAGCGCUGCGAAUAUUAUAUUCAUAGGAGCUGGAGCGCCUGGCCGCAAUGUUCGUGUCUCGCUCGUGGCCAGAUCCAACUACAAAGCCAUCAACGAGUCGGGCGUAAAGCUGCAGACCCAUUCAUUUGGCAAUUACACCUUCAAACCACACGCGGCCUUCUCCUCCGUCGAAGCUGCGGCAUCCGCAAACAAGGACGGCUGCAAGACGCAGUGGGACUACGUCUUCGUGACGACCAAGGCACUACCUGAUCGUUCAGAUGACUCCGCCAUGAUUGCCCCCCUAAUCGGACCCAGUACGAGCAUCGUUCUGAUACAGAACGGUGUUGGUGUCGAGGAGCCUUUCCGUCAGCGGUUUCCCGGCAAUCCCAUUGUGAGCGCUGUGACUGUCGUCAGCGCCGAGCAGACGUCGCCAGGCGUCGUCCGCCAGAACCGAUGGACGCGGAUAAGCAUCGGUCCGCAUACAGACGGACUCGGAACAGGCGACCCCAAACUUGGCCGGCUCGGCACACGGGCGGUCGAGCAGCUCAGUAUGUGGUGGGGCCCAGGCUGGGGUGGCAUACGUGACGUCGAGCCUCAUGAUGAGAUCGGGCUGCAGACAGUGCGAUGGCACAAGCUUUGUAUCAACGCGGCGUUCAAUCCGAGCGCGGUGCUAAGUGGCGGAAGGGGCAAUGCCGACAUGGUGACGGACCCGGAGCUACGGGAGCAUGUAGUCGGCAUCAUGAACGAGAUCAGAACGGCGGUGCCCAAGAUACUGGGGAGGGAAUUUCCCGAUGAUUUGGCUAAGCCGGACCGGAUCGUGAAGAGCACGGAGCGGAACACGGGAGCUAGGCCUAGUAUGCUGCUCGACUGGGAGGCGGGGCGGCCGCUGGAACUGGAGGUGAUUCUGGGCAAUCCGGUGAGGAUAGCCAAGGCACACGGGGUCGAGAUGCCGCGUCUGCAGACUUUAUAUGCGCUUUUGAAAAGCGCUCAAGCAAUACGCGAGGAGGGGACCACAAAGUCAAGACUAUAG
Messenger RNA from Colletotrichum graminicola M1.001, 1038 nucleotides. RefSeq lists its product as uncharacterized. Gene Ontology annotation, molecular function: 2-dehydropantoate 2-reductase activity. The coding region runs from base 1 to 1038 and encodes 345 amino acids. The record is from RefSeq and is a predicted model, not a curated record. Gene Ontology annotation, cellular component: cytoplasm. Gene Ontology annotation, biological process: pantothenate biosynthetic process. The transcript is spliced from 3 exons. Lineage: Eukaryota; Fungi; Ascomycota; Sordariomycetes; Glomerellales; Glomerellaceae.